AAAGCAGAAGAACGAGAUAUUGGAAAAUAUGGCAACAAUAAAAAUGAUUCAAGUUUCAGCACAUAAAAGGAAAUCGAUAUCCUUGUGCUUUUACGGACGGAGUAUCAUUUGUUCGGUAUUGGAGUCGUUAGUAUUAAUUGUGGCGCUUUUCUUCACCAUCAACAUUCCAGCCGGCGUGCAGGCUGCACAAAUCGGAAGCAUCCCAAAACGGGAGCCAAUGUUCAUUUCCAGAUCGGAGACAUUCAAAUUUGUGGCUGGAGAAGUGAUAAAUCUUCCUUGCGAAGUAUCUAAUUCGGAGCCAUAUGUUGUCGCCUGGAAACGAGGAAUUGCAAUCCUGUCCGCUGGGAUGACUAAAGUCACGCCAGAUCCACGUGUACGAUUAGUUAAUGGAUUCAAUUUGCAAAUUAGGGACUCCGUGCCACAAGAUGCCGGCGACUAUAUUUGUCAGAUAGCUACACUUGAACCAAGAGAAAUUUCACAUACCGUCGAGAUUUUAGUACCGUCAAGGAUCAAUCACAUCAGCUCGGGCGGUCAUCUCCAAGUCAAGAAAGGUUCAUCGGUACGGAUAGAGUGCACCGCCUCGGGAAAUCCCACCCCAAAUAUAACUUGGAGUCGUAAAAACAACGUCCUUCCAAACGGGGAGGAAAAGCUGCACUCGCCAAUUCUCUCGGUGGAAGGCAUGGAUCGACACAAGGCGGGCGUCUACGUAUGUGAAGCGAGCAAUGGUGUGGGGAAGCCAGCGAUGAGCCAAGUCGUUCUGCAUGUUUUAUACCCACCUGAAAUUACCGUUGAGCGUCCAAUAGUGUUUUCCGGCGAAGGACAUGAGGCUAUGCUUGUGUGUAUUGUGCAUGGCGAGGCACAACCUGAGGUGAUAUGGUUCAAGGACACAAUGCAAUUGGAUACAACGGAGCGUCAUAUCAUGGAGAACCGAGGUUCACGCCACACCCUCAUAAUAAGGAAAGUUCAUCCACAAGAUUUCGGCAACUAUUCGUGUGUUGCGGAAAAUCAACUGGGAAAAUCAAGGAAAACUUUACAGCUGAGCGGAAAGCCGAAUUCGAUAGUAUUCAGGUCGCCUCCGAUCAGCCAAUUUAAAGACAGAUACAAUAUAUCUUGCACGGUGGAUUCACAUACUCCAGUCGAGGAAUUCAAGCUAUUUUAUCGAAGGUUGCCGCAAGGACAUGAGGUCGACAACACCAUUGAACAAACGCAAUCGCUGCAGACAUUGCAACAGCAUCCGCAGAGCGUUCAGAUGUACGGUCACAACUAUCGGACAUAUGGAAAUGGAGUGCAUUGGUCCCGCAACGAUUGGCGGGACGUUGUCCUGCCAGCUGUACCGCUUUCGCAUCUAUACACACAAGGAAUGAGCUAUAUGAUACGGGGACUGGAGCCUGACCAACAGUACGAGGCGAGAGUUCAAGCGAGGAAUCGAUAUGGCUGGAGUGAAAUGUCCGAGAGUUUUCUGUUUUCAACAUCAUCUACAGAUGGCUAUUCACAUUCGUCAUCCUUUUUGAAUCAUGGCUUGUCAGAUUCUGAAAUGCGCGACUUAAGCGUCACAUUUUACGGUAGCCCAUCCACUUCAAUAUCACGGCAUUCAUAUAUAAUACUAAACAGUUUACUACUGUUUAGUUUUCUAGUUUAGAAGAAAAUUUUUGCCACAAUAGCCGAUACAGAACUUCUCCACCAUUGUAUAUAUUUUAUGCAAAAAAAAAAGAAGAUAAAUACCUAGCGAAAAAAGGAAAACAGAUUAAAUAAAUAAAAUGAUAAAAAAAAAUAAAUAAAAAUAAAUUUGUAGGUCUUUUAUACUAGUCUACUGCUAAAUAAAUUUAAUAUAAACUAUUGGAAGGAAAAUGAACGAUCAGAAAGUAAGGGAAAAUUAUAAUUAAUAUUGAAAUAUAUAUAUAAAUAAAUAUAUUUACGAACUAUAGAUAUUUUUCAUAAAACAAAAAGUAAAUUAAAAAUAUAAUUGUUAGGAUCACUCAAAAAAAAAAGAAACCACAGAUAUACACAGAUUUGCUUGUUGAUGUUUAUGUCGAGACUUGUAACAGUCAGAUUCGUGUUAUAUAUUUGUUCUGUAGUUUUUAAAUUAUCGGAAUUUUAUUUAAUUUUUAGUUUAAUUUUCUUUUAAUCCAGGUUAAUAUAUUGACAUUUAGAGGGAACCUUGAGAAGCAGUUUUAUUGGAGAGGAACCUCUAAAAGAAUCCAUAGCCAACUUGUUAAUUUUAUGUCAUUCAAACUUAUAUCCCAAUUAUAUUUUGACUAAUCUUAAAUGUAAUUUAGAACUUUUGUUGCAUAAAAACAGAAAACUUGUAUUUCAUUACUGCGCUUUCAUUUUAUUUGCUUGAUACCUGUUUUAGUUAGAAAGAAAAUUCUAGAUUACGAACCAUAAAGCAAAGAGAAUUAAUUGAUAAAUGAUAUUUAGUAAUUCAUUAUAAUUUUAAGAUUAAUAAGACGUAAAUAUUAUAUGGAACUAGAGAAAAAGUAAAUUAAAAUUUAAGUAAUGGCAUUUUUAAAGACAUUGUUGAUAUUUGCCAAGCGUCUUGAACUCCGAAAUAGCAAAUAAAACGAUUUGAAAGUGAAUGCAAAAAUAUUAAAAUGAUAUUUGAGCCUACAGAUUUGUAAUAUUUGUAAUUGAAAUAGAAUUUUUCAUUUGGGGAUCAAUCUCUAUACGAACUUUCUCAAUACAUUAUUGUUUAUUUCGGCCAAACAUUCUCUUCGUGAAAUGCAUUUAUUAGUACACUUUUAUUUUUUGCAUUUAUUAUAUUCUUAAAAAUUUGUUAUAAAUAAUAUUUUAGUUUUCAAUAUUUGUUUGUACCAUUUAUUUUUAUAUUUAUUUUUGAACAAAGUAAAACAUAAUUUUAUGUUGAACUAUUAAUAUUAAUUUGGGUAAGUAUCUUUUUAUAUUUUUUUAGUUAUUUCGGAUCAUUUUUCCAUAAUUAAUUUUUUAUUAUAUUUUAGUGGUAAUUUUGCAUAAUCUAUUAUUGUAGCUACCAUUUCUCUUACUUACAUUCAUUAUCGAUCAUUUAUUUUGGAUUUAUAUAUUUCUACAUUUUAUCAUCCAUUUUUAUUGUUAGUUAUGGGAAUUUAUAUAUUUUUUUAAACACCUUAUUUAUUUUCGCAAAAUAGUUUUUGAUAAUUCAGACCAUCUUUUUGAUAGUUGACUUUCUACUAUUGUAUUCAUUUUUGAAGUAUCAAUGACAGUGCUGUCAACGCAGAUUUACGCAUCGAAUCAAAUAAAAACAUUAUAAUGUUUACAUUUUUAUAUUUCACUAUCUAAAGUAACGAAAAAUUCUAUUUCAUUUAUCAAAUUCACACUAAUUACAGACAUUAAUGUAAGAAUGAAAAUUUUAUGUGAUAUCUCUAAUUAUUUACCCAUAUAAAAUGCUUUACGUUCAAAAGAUAAUCAUAUGUCUACGGAUCUACCUCCCUCUAACUUGAGCACACUCGAUUGUACUUUAUCAACAACAAACUUCUAAUAAACCGAAAAAUAAAUAAUAACAGAAACCUGGUCAACAAACAAAUUAGUAUUGCGAUAUCUUGAAAAUUUAUCCAUGCACACUUUGCCCACACAUUUAUAUACGUAGUAGUAAGGCAUUGCGAAAGUCGAUAUUAUUUUAGUAAUUUUUUUUAUUAAGUAUCCCCCAGUUCUGGAGUCCAAAGAUUAUUUUUAAAAAAAAUCCAUGAACACCUAAUCCCUCCCUCUGCAGUCAUCUUCUGCUUAAGAAAUUAUUAAUGUAGAUUUCGAAUUUCAAAUCCAUAAGUGAUACCCCGUCGAAGAUCAAACACAAGCAUAUGCUUGGCGCUUGCUCUAUUUUGUGCAAAUUUAAACGUGAAUUACUCAAUUUUUGACGUAAAUUGAAGAAUUAAAAUUAAUAAAAAAGCUGGUUCUUCAAAAAAUCGGCGAGAAAACAAUGGAGAUAACCCCAUUGAAAGCGCAUUGAAAAUUGCAAUGAAAGGAGGAAUUACAGUAGCUUAGUUAGAUACUAAAUGUAUAUAAACAUUUCAAACGAAAGGACAAGUGUAUGAAGCAAAAAACUACUUUAAAAUUGAACACAAAAAAAAAAACCAAAAAUUAGAGAAUAGGAUAGACGUCGCUUUGAUACAAUUUAUCAAUUAUUCAUUGAUUUUGGGUUGAAGUUUGAUUUCAAUUGAUUUCUCUAUAAGAAACAUUCAAAAAAUGUAUGAUAGCAUCCUAUUAAAUAAAAAAGAUAUAUAUUAAAAGAUGCUAAAAAAAUGUGUGGCUUUCCAAGUGAACGUUUGUCCUAUUGGGAUUCAGAAUUUCCAAAUGAGAAUAUUUAAUUACUAAUACGAAAAGUGUCUAAUGCAUAGUAAGUAAAAUUAGAAUAAAAAUGCAUUGAAAUUUUAUUGCAAAAGAUAAACGAAAAGAAAAGAUAAAGACGCAAGUACUGAUCGUUGCCAUAUUUUGUUUAUAUGUAUUUAGGUUUAUAUUAUGAAUUGAUUGUAUGUCUCCCAGAAAUUAUUGUACGAAAUAAAAAUAUA
Messenger RNA from Hermetia illucens (black soldier fly), 4496 nucleotides. RefSeq names its product limbic system-associated membrane protein. Gene Ontology annotation, cellular component: plasma membrane; neuronal cell body; axon. Lineage: Eukaryota; Metazoa; Arthropoda; Insecta; Diptera; Stratiomyidae. The transcript has 11 exons. Gene Ontology annotation, biological process: homophilic cell-cell adhesion; synapse organization. The record is from RefSeq and is a predicted model, not a curated record. The coding region runs from base 29 to 1639 and encodes 536 amino acids. Gene Ontology annotation, molecular function: axon guidance receptor activity; protein binding.